UGUGUUCUAGAGUGCGUUAAUGAAAAGCAUGGCUUUUCCAUCUUAUCAGUUUUUAUCAAAAUUUUAUGCAGAACGCGUUUCGUGUUUUUUCCCGUAUUCACAUCAGAUUAAACAUUGAAUUUCCCUGUUUCGUUGACCUCAUACACCGCAGAUGUUAGAAAAGCGUCUCAAAUUAUCAAUUUGGAAAUUUUGACUCGUCUAUUUUCGUACUCCAGUGCGCACAAUUAAAAACCCAAGCAGUUUGCCCUUGGAUUGUCGACAGUGUGGUUUGGGGUUACCCACAAAGAGGCUCUCUGUCUCUUCCAUCCUGCCAUUUUAAAACCCAUAACAAUAAAAUGUAUACAUUUUAAACAGGCAUAGAGUAAUUCAAUUAACCAAAAUGAAACGCCUUUCUAUCCUAGGAGGCCUGUCAAAUUUCCUCCGCGCGUCACACAUUGUUUCCGACGGACUGCUUUUGCCUAAACCUGCGCGCAAGUUUGCAGCGUUGAACGUUAAUAUAAAUAUUCGUUGCCGCUCAAAUUUGCUCAUUCGUCUUCUGCUCGCGGUUUCAUCAGCUUUAAACUUGCUGUUACUUAAUAUAUAUCUUGACGAAAGAACAAAUAAUACGAAAAUAUGAUCUCGAAAGUGACAGUGGUCGCGUGCGUCUUUGUGGUGCUGGCGUCGAUGAGUACGGCGCAGCGUCCGUUGUACAACGGCUACACUGGCGGAUGGCCGUGGUUGACUACUGGGCCCCAGACCAACACACCAACCACCACACCAACCUCAAACAACAACAACAAUGGUGGACUUGGAGACGGCAAGCCGUUCCUCAUGCCGGUCCAGUCCGUGAGAUUCAGAUUCUACAACAAUGUGCCCAUCGAGGGACCUGGCAUGCCGUGCAUCGGAUGCGUUUACAAGUACACCAGCAACGGAUUUGUGAUGGUCAGGCCUUGAAGAGUGCCGA
Cloeon dipterum is the source of this 943-nucleotide messenger RNA. RefSeq lists its product as uncharacterized. NCBI's taxonomy places the organism in Eukaryota, Metazoa, Arthropoda, Insecta, Ephemeroptera, Baetidae. The transcript is spliced from 2 exons. The record is from RefSeq and is a predicted model, not a curated record. Bases 613 to 933 code for a protein of 106 amino acids.